UUAGCACCAACGACUGGAUCACCAACAGAUCCAACGACUGUACCAACAACACAGCCAACAACAACUUUAGCACCAACGACUGAUUCACCAACGGAUCCAACGACUGUACCAACAACACAACCCACAACAACUGUAACAACAACGACCGUAUCACCAACAGAUCCAACGACUGUACCAACAACACAGUCUACAACAACUGAUCCACCAACAGUUCCAACGACACUACCAACAACGCAACCUAUAGUACCAGCGAAUAUAAUUAUAGACAAUUUGCCAACAACACUAACUACGACGCAGCCGACAACGAUGUCUCCAAUUACUGUUACAACAUUGCCGCCAACUUUGCCUGAUACCCCCGCUCCAAGUUCUCCCACUUGCCCACCACCAGCAUGUAAUUGUUGCAACCUUCCGACAACCACACCACUUUGCUUACCUAAUCCACCAACUACUCAACAAAACUGUUCUCCAUACUAUCCAAGUAUGCCGUAUAUGCCUUUCCAGCCCAUCCCAUAUUUGUUUCCUAUUCCUGUGGCUCCUCAAAGCCAGAAUUGUGGACUUCAAGCAGGCAUGAUAUCAGCGCAAUCAAUUCUUUCAUCGGCACAACAAACUGCACCAUUUUCUUUUGCUUCUGCACCGAUUAUGAUGCCCAUACAACCAAAUAUUUUACCGCAACAAGCAGUGCUACCAUUUUCCUUUGGUUCUAUGUCGAGCAUAAUACCCGUUCAAUCUAACAUUUUAUCGCAACAAGCAGUGUUGCCGCUUUCCAUUGGAUCUGUGCCUAGCCUCAUGCCCACGCAAACAAAUAUUUUACCGUUGCAGCUGCCACAGUUCAGUUUGUUUGCCCCAAGAUCUACGUAACCUCACUUACAUCUAGAAUUUACGAGUAUAAUUAUUUAAGUAACCGAAGAGGCCGAAGAAAGAAACUGGUUUUCAAAGAAGUAUUAGUGGUCUCGAAUCUAUAUGUUCAGUAAGCAAUAAAAAC
Molecule: messenger RNA, 982 nt
Organism: Bactrocera dorsalis (oriental fruit fly)
Lineage: Eukaryota; Metazoa; Arthropoda; Insecta; Diptera; Tephritidae
Product: hepatitis A virus cellular receptor 1-like
Exons: 1
Source: RefSeq, a predicted model, not a curated record